AUGGCCCUUCACGCCGCUGCCGCCACCGCGGAACAAGAAGCAGUUCUACACUCACGUCUGCCACCACGAAGGCGUGAGCACGCUCAUGAACCUGAAGAGAGACUACGACUACAACUCGUACGUCUUCCUCUAGACAAGAGCCAAGAGUUCGCAGCCAUGGAUCACUGCACCAGUUUUGGGUUUGAGAUGGAGGACGAGGCGGUUCUCGUGUCGAACAGAUUGAUCCAGAUGUAUGGGAGCUCCGGGCUGGUGAAGAAAGCACGGCAGGUGUUUGACUCCAUGGGGAUUCACAGGGAUAGUUUCAGCUGGAACUCCAUGAUCUUUGCGUACUCGAACGGGCAGCUGCUGGAAGCCAAGGUGGUGUUCGACGAGAUCCCGCUGCGCAGUCAGGUGGUGUGGAACUCGAUGCUCUCGGCCUUCGGGAAGAACGGCGAUCUCCAGGAGUCGAGACGUUUCUUUGGGGAGAUGCCCGAGUGGGACAUGGCUUCCUGGAACGCCAUCCUAUCGGCUUCGUCCCACAACGGCGACUUGGAGGCGGCCAGGGAGCUCUUUGCUCGAAUGCCUUGCCAGAAUAUUGUGUCGUGGAAUGCGCUCCUCUCGGCGUGUGCACAGGACGGAUCUCUCGACGAGUGCCGGCGGUUGUUCAAGGCCAUGCCCGAGAGGAACUUGAUCUCCACCACCGCCAUGCUCACUGCCUAUGCCCGGACCGGGCAUAUCACCGAAGCUCGACGCCUGAUUGCGUCCCUGGAAGAGGUGGACGUCGUGUGCUGCAACGCCAUGCUCGCUGGAUACGCCCAGAACGGAUUCCUGGAAGAAGCCAUCGAUUUCUUUGCUGCGAUGCCGCAAAAGGAUAUGGUCUCCUGCAACGCGAUGCUGGCGGCGUAUGCUCGAAGCCGGAGAGUCGCUGAGGCCAGAGCGCUGUUUGGAAGGCUCCCAAGGAUCAACCUCGUCUCCCUCAACGCCAUGCUCGCGGCCUACUCGCAGAACGAUCACGUCCACGAGGCUGUGGAUCUCUUCUCGAGCAUCCCGGAGAUAAACCUCGUCUCCGCGACGACAAUGGUGGCGGCUUUCGCUCAGACUGGACAGAUCGAGCAGGCCAAGUUUGUCUUCGAUUCGGUGCCGCAGCGGAACCUGGUUGCCUGGAAUGCCAUGCUCUCGGCCUACUGCCAGUCCGGUCUCGCGGAGGACGCCAUCAAGCUCUUCAACCUCAUGCCACACCGGGACGUUCUCUCGUGGACUUCGCUGCUAGCCAUGCACGUCGCAGCGGGGAACACCACUGCGGCCAGACUAAUCCUGGACAGAACUCUCUCGCCAGAUCUGAUCUCCUGGAGCUCCAUGCUCGCUGGCUACGCUCGAAACGGACAGCCAGCCGAGGCCUUGGAUCUCUUCCACUCGAUGAAGCUCAUCCACACUGUCGACGAUGCUUGCUUUGCCUCGGCCAUGCUGGCUUUCUGCCAUUCCGGAGAUUUGUACGCUGGAAGGUGCUGCGUCCAGUCCAUGAGAGCUGACUUUGGGAUGCGCCCAAUCAAGCACCACUACUGCUGUGUGAUCACGCUCUUGGGCCGAGCCGGGUUCUCGGACAGUGCUUACGAGCUGGCCUGGAGCAUGCCACUCGAACCGGACGCCUUGGAGUGGAAGUGCUUGCUGGGCGCCUGUGGAAGUCACAGUAAUCUCCAGAAGGGGGCGUCGCUGGCCGGACGCCUCUUGGAGAUGGACGUGAGUGAUGCCACAUCCUACAUCGUGCUGUCCAACCUCUGGUUCUUCUCGGGCCGCCAAUUGCAAGCUCCAGGGACCUUGGAACCAGACUAG
Messenger RNA from Selaginella moellendorffii, 1809 nucleotides. Its product is annotated as pentatricopeptide repeat-containing protein At4g02750-like. NCBI's taxonomy places the organism in Eukaryota, Viridiplantae, Streptophyta, Lycopodiopsida, Selaginellales, Selaginellaceae. The record is from RefSeq and is a predicted model, not a curated record. The transcript is spliced from 2 exons. Gene Ontology annotation, molecular function: RNA binding; protein binding. Bases 1 to 1809 code for a protein of 602 amino acids. Gene Ontology annotation, biological process: RNA modification.